UCGUCCCGCGAUAGUGGUAGAGAAGCAAAGUAUAAUGCUAGCGUCAAGAGCGCAGCCCGGCACUUUCUCUUGCGUGGGGUAUAUGUGACACCGUCGGUGUGCGUUGCUAGCACAAUAAGGUAGUCUCGUUCGAUUGACCUGGAAGAGUGGCAUAUAGCCUAGGUACUUUGAUCAGAUAUAGCUGUGGUGGCGUCGAUUCGGAUGGACGCCGUCUGGUUUGUCCGCGCGGUUCUACAACCCAUAGAUAUAAGAACCGUUCGUGGGAGGCGUGUACGCCAUCGAACUCACGGCAUUCCGCUUUCUAGUCGCCGAUCGUGGAUCGUGCAGCUGGACAGGUGAAUGAGGAUACUACUAGCCCCCUGGUAGACCAGCUCGAAACGUUUCCUGCUUGUUGUGGCACCAGGCAGACCAGCUAGUUGGCACUCGGUGAAGUCGACGAUAGCUGUUUGGGCAGUGCUUAGUCUCUACCUGUUCCUGUAUACAUACCUCCUCGAAGUGAUCUCCGAUGCAAACGUCACGUGAUGACACAGGGUCCACGCUGCCGUUUACUACAAUGGUCCUCAGCGCACACAGCUAGUCAGGUACCUCCUACGGUAUUCGCCGACCACGAGCAUGGACGGUACGCACCGCGCUGCGCAGUUUAUGGUAUCGGCACUCGGUCCUGGUUAGUAGUUGCUAGAUAGUCCUCGCAUGGCAUGCAUGUCGGUAUUCACAGCAGAGACGGGUCGCAGGCCAAGACGGCACACUGCUCGAUUUGUGUCGUCGGUGAGGUGUAGAAGGGACAGCUGGUACAGUUAACGUGCU
Molecule: messenger RNA, 804 nt
Organism: Sphaerulina musiva SO2202
Lineage: Eukaryota; Fungi; Ascomycota; Dothideomycetes; Mycosphaerellales; Mycosphaerellaceae
Exons: 2
Source: RefSeq, a predicted model, not a curated record